Messenger RNA from Chiloscyllium plagiosum (whitespotted bambooshark), 1157 nucleotides. Its product is annotated as electron transfer flavoprotein regulatory factor 1-like. Gene Ontology annotation, biological process: respiratory electron transport chain. Gene Ontology annotation, cellular component: mitochondrion. Lineage: Eukaryota; Metazoa; Chordata; Chondrichthyes; Orectolobiformes; Hemiscylliidae. The record is from RefSeq and is a predicted model, not a curated record.
CUCACCGGCGGUAACGGGGGGCGGGGGGAGAGAGAGAGAGACACGGUGUGAAGGUCCUCCUGCCGUCAGACAGGAGGGAGGGUACUGAGCUGGGCUGAACCCAAGGUUGGGUCGGAGUGAGGAUACACAAGGGUGGUGGGAGUAUGGAAUGAGUUGCUCGGAAGAGGCUAGUACAAUUACCACUUAAGACAUCAGGCUGGAAAAAUAGGACUAAAUGCUGACAAAUGGGACAAGAUUAACUUCGGAUAAGUGGUUGGUGUGGACGAGUUGGACCAAAGUAUCAUCUUCCAUGCUGUACAUCUCUUUGCAAUCUUUUCUAAAUUCACAUUAUAUAAUACUCAUAAGAGUGAAAAGCUGGAUGGAAAAUCUUCUGUUUGAACAUGGCAAAUCCUUUACGAAGUGAAGUAAUAAAACUGUAUAAACAAUUGCUGUACCUUGGCAAAGAAUAUCCAAAAGGAGAAGACUACUUCAGAGACCGUCUUAAGGCAGCUUUCAUUAAAAAUAAAGAUGUUACAGAUCCUGAGCAAAUAAAGGCAUUAAUAGCUCGAGGAGAAUUUGUGAUAAAGGAACUGGAGGCAUUGUAUUACCUUAGGAAAUACAGAGCUAUGAAACAACGUUAUUAUGAAGAGAAGAAUGAGUGAUCUUUUGAUGGGGCAACUUUAACACCUCAAUUUAAAGAUGUACUUGUAUACAAAUACACUGCAUUAUCUCUGGGAUUCAAUCAAAUUGUCUGCAUCUAUUUGCAUGUCUCAAUGCUGUGUUUAAAAUUGGUUAAUUAAGAAUGGUACUUUUAAGAAGCCAUUGCUAUAACGUUCAAAAUUCAAACAUUUUUAGAAUACAAGUACUAAUGCUGCUCAGUAUUCAGAUCUUGCUAUGUUAGCAUUAUCUGCAUGCAACCUGAUCAUAGUUAGAUACACCUGUCAAUCCAAACUAAUUUAAUAAUGUUGGCCUUUGAUCAAGACUAUUGCUGCCUAAUUGUGCCAUGAUCAAAAAUACAGCUCUCAUUUUAAAGGUAAAAAAGUUUUUAAAAAGUCUGAUUAAUGAACACUUAAUUACAAUGCAAAUACUAACCAACCACCAUACAACAGUUGCCAUUUUAAGCAACUGAAUAUGUACUGUAAGUGAUAAUAAAACUGGUGCGAAGAAGUUUGUUAAUA